UAGGCAGAACUUUCAGGAUUGUACCCAUGUGGACCAGAUCACGGAUCCAUGACAACUUUCAAUUAAAAAGAGUCAGAUAAUUUAAAACAGAAUCCGAUAAAACUGAGAGUCAGGAAGUGUACAAUCGCGGCAUGACUGUCUGAGUUGUUGUUACAGGAGUGUUGUGCUGUGUCGUUGGGCGUAUUGCUUUGCAUGUUGAAGGCGGAGCAGCUACAGAGGAUCUAAUGUUAAACGUAUUGGUGAUACUUUAACAUUGGAAAGGGCGACACCACCCUGCUAACCGUAAACUAGCUUUAAUAUCUAGACAUAAACACCACCUCUCUCUUCUGUGAGACCUGCAACGCUUCACAUCUAACGCUCAUUACCAGGCAGACAUGGCUGCUACUCAAUGUGUAACCAAGGUGGAGCUGACUGUGUCCUGUGAGAAUCUUCUGGACAAGGACAUCGGCUCAAAGUCUGACCCCAUGUGUUCCCUGUUGAUGAGCAGCACUGACUCCCAGUGGUAUGAGGUGGGACGCACUGAGCAAGUCCAGAAUUGCCUGUGCCCAAAGUUUGCAAAAAAGUUUGUCAUCGACUACUACUUUGAAAUAGUGCAGAAACUGAAGUUUGGGAUUUAUGACAUCGACAACAAAACUAUCGACCUGAGUGACGACGACUUCCUGGGGGAACUGGAGUGUACGCUGGGCCAGGUUGUGUCCAGUAAAAAACUGACCCGACCCCUUCUCUUGAAGAAAAAAUCCCCUGCAGGAAAAGGGACCAUCACAAUCAGUGCAGAAGAAAUCAAAGAUAACAGGGUGGCCAAUUUUGAAGUUGAAGCAAGAAAACUUGAUAACAAGGAUUUCUUUGGGAAGUCCGACCCUUACCUGGAAUUCUACAAGCAGACGGCAACUGGAUGGCAGCUGGCUCACAGGACCGAGGUGGUGAACAACAACUUGAAUCCAACAUGGAAACCCUUUCGAAUCUCCCUGCAGUCUCUCUGUGGAGGAGACAUGGACAAACCUAUAAAAGUUGAGUGUUAUGACUAUGACAACGAUGGCUCACAUGAUCUUAUUGGAACCUUUGAGACCACGAUGACACGCUUCCAACAAGCAUCGCGAUCCUCUCCGGCAGAGUUUGAAUGCAUGAACAGUAAAAAGAAACAGAAGAAGAAAGGCUACAAGAACUCUGGUGUUGUGAGCGUGAAGUUAUGCCAGGUGGUGAAGGAGUAUACCUUCCUGGAUUACAUUAUGGGAGGCUGUCAAAUCAACUUCACCGUGGCUAUUGACUUCACAGGCUCCAACGGGGAUCCCAAGUCUCCUCAGUCCCUGCACUACAUCAGUCCUCAGGGCGUCAACGAGUACCUCUCUGCCAUUUGGUCUGUGGGCAAUGUCAUCCAGGACUAUGACAGUGACAAGAUGUUUCCUGCAUUUGGCUUUGGAGCCCAAAUCCCUCCCACAUGGCAGGUUUCCCAUGAGUUCCCUCUCAAUUUCAACCCGUCAAAUCCAUUUUGUACAGGCAUAGAAGGUGUGGUGGAGGCCUACAGGGUGUGUCUGCCCCAGGUCAAACUCUACGGUCCCACCAACUUCCCCAUCAUCAACCACGUAGCCUGCUUUGCUAAGCAAGCCCUGCAGCAGACCACUGCAUCACAAUACUACGUUCUGCUGAUCAUCACUGACGGAGUGAUCACAGACAUGGAUGACACCCGCAGUGCCAUCGUCAACGCCUCUCGUCUGCCCAUGUCCAUCAUCAUCAUCGGAGUAGGGGGGGCGGACUUCACUGCCAUGGAGUUCCUAGAUGGAGACGAUGGACGUCUGCGCUCUCAGACCGGCGAGACCGCCAUGCGAGACAUCGUCCAGUUUGUGCCAUACAGGCAGUUCGAAAAGGGUCCUCGGGAAGCACUGGCCAAGAGUGUGUUGGCAGAGGUCCCGGGUCAGCUGGUGGAGUUUUUCAAUAUCAUGAAGCUGACUCCACCCAAAGCCAGUCCUGCACCGACCCCUGCACCGACCCCGGCAGGGACCAACUGAUGCUUCAAGGAAACUAACAGACAUCUCCUGCAGAUUAUAAGGAGAUCCCAGCUUCAGCUUAAACGGCAAUUUCCUUCCUACACUUUCCUAACUAAACCUUUUUCUUUCCACACACACAAAAUACAUUCACAUUGCAGAAACAUUAUAUUUUUUUAAUUCAUCAUGAGAGUGCAGUUUACUUUUAUGCCCGUUUGAUGGCUUCAGCACCAGACAAAAAAUAAUGCUGUUAAAGGCAUUAAGAUGACCUUUUAAUUAUGGCAUCAACAAAUGCAUGGGAAACUGGUGUGAUAGUAAAAUAUAUCACAAAUAAUUUGUAUGUCAUUAGCAAAAUGCCUGCUGCACUACUAGCAUAAUCGUGUACGUACAGUAUUGCCAAGUAGAUAUGUAGACGCUGCUGUUUUGGCACAUAGAGAACAUAUUGCCUUAAUGUUCUCUAUGCACAUGCUUCCCUAUGCACUAUGAGGUUUUACCUAAUGAAUGCCAAACUCUCUGUAGUUAUAGACUUGUGUAAACCAGAGCUAUUUAUACCUUUAAGUAUGAAACUGAAAUAUUGUGAUCGCUACAAAAGUAGUAGUUCGUUAUGAGGUAUUGUGCCAGUCAUCACUCAGUUAUUGUAGUUGACCAUUAUGCCAGUUUGUACUUUGACUUCCACAUUUAGAUUAGCAAAGACACCAUUGGGUCGUUCCCUUGACAUGGACUAACAAGUAAGGAUUUACUUUUCCUACUAUAUGGCUAUCGACCUUUGAUUUACUCUGUUUUAUCUCAUUUCAGUAUUAAUCAUUUCCACCUGGAAACUAGAUUCAGUACUGCUUAAUGUAAUCUUUGCAUGUCAAGUACACAACUGUCUGUUACAAUUUAAUUGUUGUACAAUGAAAGCUAUAAAUAAGCAUCUGAUGUAUCAGCUUUAGGUGAUGUGCCUUAAGUGUUUCCAUACAGAAAGUGCACCCCCCCCCCCAAUAAAGCAGCUCUUAUACAA
Molecule: messenger RNA, 2979 nt
Organism: Gymnodraco acuticeps
Lineage: Eukaryota; Metazoa; Chordata; Actinopteri; Perciformes; Bathydraconidae
Product: copine-3-like
Biological process (GO): cellular response to calcium ion; ERBB2 signaling pathway
Cellular component (GO): plasma membrane
Molecular function (GO): receptor tyrosine kinase binding; calcium-dependent phospholipid binding
Source: RefSeq, a predicted model, not a curated record